AUGGAGAAUGAAAGUUCUCUUGUGCUUGAAGCAGAGGAGGAUUAUAUUGUGAGACCUACAAUUUUCCCAAGAGCUGGAUAUGGAGUCUUAGCUUUCCUGAUGUUCAUUAAUGCGUUGUUUUCAAUAUUUAAUAAUUUUUUGGUUAUUGCAGUAACCUUGAAGAACCCUCAGCUCCGGAAUCCCAUCAACAUAUUCAUUCUAAACCUCUCCUUUUCAGAUCUUAUGAUGUCUAUCUGUGGCACCACUAUUGUGAUAGCUACAAACUACCAUGGAUAUUUCUUUCUGGGACGGCGAUUCUGCAUUUUCCAAGGAUUUGCAGUCAAUUAUUUUGGAAUUGUUUCUCUCUGGUCCUUGACAAUUUUAGCAUAUGAAAGAUACAAUGUGGUAUGCCAACCUUUAGGAACCCUCCAGAUGAGCACUCAAAGAGGUUACCAGCUACUUGGUUUUAUCUGGGUUUUCUGUCUUUUCUGGGCUGUGGUGCCCCUCUUUGGCUGGAGUUCAUAUGGUCCUGAAGGAGUUCAGACCUCAUGCUCGAUUGGCUGGGAAGAAAGAUCCUGGAACAACUAUAGCUACCUGAUUGUAUACUUCCUCUCCUGCUUCUUCAUUCCUGUUUUGAUCAUUGGAUUUUCUUAUGGCAAUGUCAUUAGGUCAUUACAUGGGCUAAACAAGAAAAUUGAACAAUUGGGAGGAAAAAGUAAUCCUGAAGAAGAAUUUCAAGCUGUGAUUAUGGUCCUUGUGAUGGUGGUGGCAUUUCUGAUCUGUUGGUUGCCCUACACUAUCUUUGCUCUGACUGUUGUCUUUCAUCCAGCACUAAAUAUUUCACCUUUGGCUGCAACCAUCCCAACGUAUCUCUCAAAGACUAGUCCAGUAUACAACCCCAUCAUCUACAUUUUUCUGAACAAACAGUUUCGUGAAUGUGCAGUUGAAUUUAUAACUUGCGGCCAAGUUGUUAUAACAAGCGCAGAAGAAGAUAUUUCAACUUCAGCAGUUCCCAAUGAAGGCAUAGCACCAUGUAAGAUCAACCAAGUGACUCCUGUUUGAUAAGCAUUUGCCUCAAAUUCCAUUUAUUCAGUUGCAGCUGGAGAAAGAUACUAGAAGUAUGUGAUUCAUGCAAAAAGACA
Messenger RNA from Anolis sagrei ordinatus, 1121 nucleotides. Its product is annotated as opsin-VA-like. Gene Ontology annotation, biological process: G protein-coupled receptor signaling pathway; phototransduction; visual perception. Gene Ontology annotation, cellular component: plasma membrane; photoreceptor outer segment. The record is from RefSeq and is a predicted model, not a curated record. NCBI's taxonomy places the organism in Eukaryota, Metazoa, Chordata, Lepidosauria, Squamata, Anolidae. Gene Ontology annotation, molecular function: G protein-coupled photoreceptor activity.